CUUUAUUCUAUACAAUACAGAGUAAUCUUUUAAAUGAUGCCCAAAAUGUACAUAUAAUCCAAUAUAUAUGGAUUAACCUAUUUUGAGCUACUAAUUAGCUAUUAAUAAGAAAUUAGACCAAUAUUAAAUAUUACACCCAGCUUUGACUAUUAAUAGAAAUACGCAUCCUCUAUACCAAUUUGUAACCUGAAAUUAUAAGAGUAAGCUAAAAUUAAUGAUUAAAAAUGUGUCACAAAUUAUCUGAUGAAAUGGAAGAUCAAGAUGGUCUCUGCUUUCUAUAUUUAAUUGAAAUUCCAUUAGAAUUGUACUUUAUUGGAAUACGCCAUAAUUUGGCAUUUUAAUUAGGAGAAAUUUUAUAAAAUUGAUGAAAAAUUUAAAGAACUUUGACAAAAACCCCUUUGUGUAAAAGGUAAUAUACAGUACAAUUUGAGAAGGGGGGAGCGUUUUGGUUUCUUUUUAUUAAAAUUUUGGUAAGAAUAAAGUGUGUUUUGAUUUAAGAAAAUAAACAUUUAUUUUAUUUUAACACCGGUUCAAUUUAAAUAUAAGAUUAAAACACUUG
Messenger RNA from Paramecium octaurelia, 559 nucleotides. Lineage: Eukaryota; Ciliophora; Oligohymenophorea; Peniculida; Parameciidae. The record is from the annotation of a GenBank genome assembly.